ACACCGUUCAGAGGGCAAAUAUUAAUUUUCAAGCUUUUGAAUUCAUCAAACAUCUCGUGCUUUUGGACCUGGAAAAAAAAAAAAAAAAAACUUAAAAAACUUUGAAUCACAUAGAACCAAACCAACCCUUCUUCCAAUUCAAAAGUUUUAUGAUCGGUUUGUACGAGAAUUCAAAGGGCUUUUCUCUGUUUUUAUUUUUUCAAUUUCCUUGUAAUUUUCCAGUUCUUUGACACGUCUUUGAAGGUCUUAAAAAAGCUAUUUUGUUUUUUUUCUUUUCUUAUGAGGUAUAUAUAUAGAUAGUUUAACCCAGGAAACUAGUCAGACUACUCAUCUUGCAACUUGUGGAAGCUAGCUAGUUUAAAAAUUUUCUUUGAAUAGACUUGGAACAUAGACAAUUCUGAAAACCCAAGAGUGGGAUUGAUUCCCUUUUUAGGAACUGAAAGGGGAAAAUUGUUUGGUGGUCUGCAUAAGCAAAUCAAUAAUAUUUAUAUGGGGUUAUCGCUAUCCUUACUUUACUCGGCUUGGGAAGAAAUUGUAAAACAUAGAUUCUUUGGUUUGGCAUACAAUCUGAGUUUCAAUUCCAAAGAUGGAAGCGCAACAUUGAGGACGCAUAGCUUUAAGAGAACAGCUGCAGAAUCAGAAAUCAUGACCCUCAGCCCAAACAUCAAUGGGUCUGAUCACAAGACCAAUAAGACUAAAAAUUCAAGCCGCUUGAAGGAUCACAAGCCCCAAAAUGUAAAGCUCGAACAAAAUCUUUCAUUCAAGGACCUUGUACUUCAAGAAGUGGUCAUCAACAACAAAUUGGGCUCGGAUGCCAAUGUUUCUAGGGAGAACUCUGUAUUGAAGCAUAAACCAAUACCUUCGCUUUCUCUGCCUGAACCAGCCAUUCUUUUUUCUCCAAGACCGGUCAGCGAGCUCGACGCUGCUGCGGUUAAGCUUCAAAAAGUGUAUAAAAGUUACCGAACAAGAAGAAACCUUGCUGAUUGUGCCGUGGUGGUUGAGGAGCUUUGGUGGAAGGCAUUAGACUUUGCAGCUCUCAAGCGGAGUUCUGUGUCAUUCUUUAAUGGAGAUAAGCAGGAAACCGCCGUUUCAAGAUGGGCAAGGGCAAGAACAAGAGCAGCAAAGGUGGGAAAGGGUCUGUCUAAGGAUGACAAGGCACAAAAACUAGCACUGCAACAUUGGCUUGAAGCGAUUGAUCCACGCCAUCGAUAUGGGCACAAUCUGCACCUCUAUUAUGAUAUCUGGUUUGAAAGUGAAAGCACCCAACCUUUCUUCUAUUGGCUGGAUGUUGGAGAUGGCAAAGAGAUAAAUCUAGAGAAAUGCCCAAGAAGUGUUCUACAGCGCCAAUUUAUCAAAUACCUUGGACCUAAAGAAAGGGAGGCAUAUGAAGUAAUAGUGGAAAAUGGGAAGCUAAUAUUCAGGCAAAGCGGAAUGGCCGUGAGCACAGUAGAAGGUUCAAAAUGGAUAUUCGUGCUGAGCACAACAAGGGCUUUGUAUGUGGGUCAGAAGAAAAAAGGUGCAUUUCAGCAUUCAAGUUUUCUAUCUGGUGGGGCCACCACUGCAGCUGGAAGACUUGUCGCCCAUGAUGGCCUUCUUGAGGCUAUUUGGCCAUACAGUGGACAUUACCAUCCAACAGAAGAGAACUUCAGAGAAUUUAUUAGCUUCCUCGAAGAGAAUCAUGUGGAUCUCUCCAACGUCAAGAGAUGUGCGGUUGACGAUGACUGCCCUUCGUUCAAAGUCACUGACAGUGAAUCAAUUAAAUCCAAGCAACCAGAUCCUGCAACCAAGGAUACUUCGAUCACAACCGUUCCACAAGAAGAAGAUAAGAAAGUGGAUGUCGCCAGCUCCAAACCGCCAAUGUUUGACGUGGGCAAGCGACUGUCCUGCAAGUGGACCACUGGCGCUGGGCCACGUAUUGGGUGUGUCCGGGACUACCCAACGGAACUACAAUCGAGAGCACUGGAACAUGUUAACCUGUCACCCCGUGUCGCACCCGGAUCUUUAUGUAGCUAUGGUCCAAUUCCAUCUCCAAGGCCGAGUCCAAAGGUGAGGCUAUCACCUAGGCUCGCGUACAUGGGACUCCCUAGUCCCAGAACCCCAAUUGCUGCUGGUAACUGAGCAGGUGUAAGCAAACCAAAGGCUGUUGGCUCUACGGAUUCGAUAAUGUCACUGACACGCAAUCGAGUGGGUCCAGCGGGCCCCAGAAACGUGGGAUUUUCGCAGGCGUUGGUGGCUUUUCUUUUGAAGAAUUAACCCAUACUUUAUAAAAUUCCUUUAAUAUUGUUUUUAUUUUGAUUUAUCUCAAUAUUUUCAUUCUUUUGUAGAUAGCUAAAAGGGCUAAUUAGUAUUUUUAACCACCCAAAUUUGGCUCAUGCGUUCUACAGUUGGGCUUCAUUUAUUUAUCUCUUGUAACAUUUUUUUAUUUCUAAUUUUUACAAUGAAAAUUGAUACUUCUCAA
Ziziphus jujuba (common jujube) is the source of this 2458-nucleotide messenger RNA. Its product is annotated as IQ domain-containing protein IQM1. The record is from RefSeq and is a predicted model, not a curated record. NCBI's taxonomy places the organism in Eukaryota, Viridiplantae, Streptophyta, Magnoliopsida, Rosales, Rhamnaceae. The transcript is spliced from 9 exons. Bases 490 to 2118 code for a protein of 542 amino acids.